Molecule: messenger RNA, 900 nt
Organism: Caenorhabditis remanei
Lineage: Eukaryota; Metazoa; Nematoda; Chromadorea; Rhabditida; Rhabditidae
Exons: 5
Coding region: 1-900 (299 amino acids)
Source: RefSeq, a predicted model, not a curated record
AUGAAUUUCGACGCAUUCCUCCCUCCCAUGCUGGUUCAAAACCGCGAAGAACAAAGGCAUACAAUUACUCGAAAACGAAUGGAGAGAUUCUCACCGGGCGGACAAUUACUAUCUGUGACGGAUGUGAAAACGACACACUUUGAUGAUAAUCCACAACAAUCGACACUCCCAAUUGGCGGGAUGACUGGCAACCGAUACUACUCGAAUAAUAGAAACACGUUCCGCGAGGCGGAUUAUGACACUGUUCACACCUAUCGUGAUGUGCUUACUGAACCGAGACGGGUGGAACCAAGAAGAGAGGAAGUUAGAAUAUCGAGAGCAAGAGAGCCUGUAGAACGGGAGUAUCCAAUCAGAAGAAUUGACCGUGUUGUGCCAACUCAAAUAAUCCGUGAAUACAGCAAGACCGAAGAUCCUCACUCCACCCCUGAGUGGAAAAUCACUGACUCCUAUGUCAGAAAGACUUCGAUUCUGAAGACCGCGAGAAGAGAUCAGCCACCGCAAUCUUCCAUCCCACCACCAUACCCUGCUGGAACAUUGAAUACAAGCACUCAAAGAGUGGAAUGGAGAGAACCAUUGGAUUGUCUGAUUGACAGGAUUAAUAAAAUAAGACACUCGGUGGCAUGUCCACCAUUGGAGCCGUCAGUACGAUUGGCGGAUAUUGCUGCACAAUGGGCAAGGAUGUUAGCUAUUCGAGGGGAAUUUAGAAGUGACAGAACCCGCUGCAUGAACAUUUGGAUGGGUACGCGUGUGAACGAUUCGGUUGCUGACAUUUGGUGGGAUGAAGCUGAGGAGUACGGUACACGUAACCAUCUUGAUGAUCAAUCACUUUCCUGGGUUGGUGUCGCAAGUGCGUUCUGCGAGCAACAUCGACAAUUCAUUGUGGUAGCUGUUUAUGAAUGA